Messenger RNA from Candidula unifasciata, 317 nucleotides. The record is from the annotation of a GenBank genome assembly. NCBI's taxonomy places the organism in Eukaryota, Metazoa, Mollusca, Gastropoda, Stylommatophora, Geomitridae.
AUGAAAUCUGUGGCUUGCCCGUUUCUGACCAGAUUCUCCAUGUCCAACAUCCGCCAGUUCGCUCCCUUGUUCUUGAACUACGUGGACAGAUGCCCGGUGAUGAUGCAGACCUCUCGUCACCAGUCUAGUGGUGGUGGUGAUCUAGCCUCCCAAUAUCCUUUUGCUGACACGGAAGCGGAAGUUGGUAAAUGUCCUUUCCUGAACGAGACUGACGUCACCCUGAAGAAAACCAGCACUGCCGUAGAAGAGGACGCUAUCGGCCAUGAGCAGCUGAUCAGUCUCCAGCCCAGACCUGGUCAGCAGGUGGACAGAGGUCA